AGCCCGAGCUGUGUUCCUGCUUCCUCCUCUGCUGAGGAAGCACCACUCUCCUGUGCCCUCCUCAGGAAAGCAAAAUGUCUGACAAAAGUGACUUAAAAGCUGAGCUUGAGCGCAAAAAACAGCGCUUAGCACAGAUAAGAGAAGAGAAGAAACGAAAGGAAGAGGAGAGGAAAAAGAAAGAGGCAGAUAUGCAGCAGAAGAAAGAACCUGUUCAGGAUGACUCCGAUCUGGAUCGCAAACGACGGGAGACAGAGGCUCUGCUGCAGAGCAUUGGUAUAUCACCGGAGCCCCCUCUAGUCCCAACCCCUAUGUCUCCCUCCUCGAAAUCAGUGAGCACUCCCAGUGAAGCUGGAAGCCAAGACUCGGGCGAUCUGGGGCCAUUGACAAGGACCCUGCAGUGGGACACAGACCCCUCAGUGCUCCAGCUGCAGUCAGACUCAGAACUUGGAAGAAGACUGCAUAAGCUGGGCGUGUCCAAGGUCACGCAGGUGGACUUCUUGCCCCGGGAGGUGGUAUCCUACUCCAAAGAGACCCAGACUCCUGUUGCUACACAUCAGUCUGAAGAGGAUGAGGAAGAUGAAGAAAUGGUGGAACCCAAAAUUGGCAACGAUUCAGAACUGGAAAAUCAAGACAAAAAGCAGGAAGUGAAGGAAGCCCCUCCCAGGGAGCUGACAGAGGAAGAAAAACAGCAGAUUCUUCAUUCAGAAGAAUUCCUCAUCUUUUUUGAUCGAACAAUACGGGUGAUUGAAAGAGCACUGGCCGAAGACUCUGACAUCUUUUUUGACUACAGUGGCAGAGAAUUGGAGGAAAAAGAUGGGGAUGUUCAGGCCGGAGCCAAUCUCUCUUUCAACCGCCAGUUCUAUGAUGAGCACUGGUCUAAGCAUCGAGUGGUCACUUGUAUGGACUGGUCCCUCCAGUACCCUGAGCUGAUGGUUGCCUCUUACAACAACAAUGAAGAUGCGCCCCAUGAGCCAGAUGGAGUGGCCCUGGUUUGGAACAUGAAGUUUAAGAAAACCACACCGGAAUAUGUCUUCCACUGUCAGUCCUCUGUGAUGUCUGUCUGCUUUGCCCGUUUUCAUCCUAAUUUGGUAGUUGGUGGGACAUACUCGGGCCAGAUUGUCCUGUGGGACAAUCGCAGUCAUCGAAGGACGCCUGUGCAGAGGACACCCUUGUCAGCUGCUGCACACACACACCCGGUCUACUGUGUCAAUGUUGUCGGGACCCAGAAUGCUCAUAACCUCAUCACUGUCUCCACCGAUGGGAAAAUGUGCUCCUGGAGCCUGGACAUGCUGUCGACUCCACAGGAGAGCAUGGAGCUGGUGUACAAUAAGUCCAAGCCUGUUGCUGUUACCGGAAUGGCCUUCCCCACGGGAGAUGUCAAUAACUUCGUGGUCGGCAGCGAGGAGGGUACAGUCUACACAGCCUGUCGUCAUGGAAGCAAAGCAGGCAUUGGUGAGGUCUUCGAAGGCCACCAAGGGCCAGUGACAGGAAUUAACUGCCACAUGGCAGUGGGUCCCAUUGACUUUUCUCACCUGUUUGUCACCUCGUCAUUUGACUGGACUGUCAAACUGUGGACUACAAAGGUUCCAACGGCAAGUGUGGCCAUCGAAGGGGCCUCCGCCUUAAACCGCGUUCGUUGGGCUCAGGCCGGCAAGGAAGUUGCUGUCGGGGACUCAGAGGGCCGUAUUUGGAUCUACGAUGUGGGAGAGCUUGCAGUUCCCCACAACGAUGAAUGGACACGAUUUGCCAGGACCCUGGUGGAGAUUCGAGCCAACAGAGCUGACAGCGAGGAGGAGGGCGCAGUGGAGUUAUCUGCAUAGAGGAAACACACUCCUCCCCCCCACACACACACACACCACCACAGCCCUGCCUUUGUGUGCUAGAGCUCCACAUCCUGUUUUUGGUGUCCAUUCAGUAUCAGUGUUGCCGUGACUUUUUGGGUGCCACCUUGUGCCAGCUUUCCUUCAAGUAUUCCAAUGUAUCCAUUGAUCUGAAAUUCACCAGAUAGCAUUUCUAUCUAUUUCUGUUUCAAGAAUGAAGGGGGGUGGGUGGGAAACAGCUACAGGUUUAUUUGUUGCCUUUUAACUAUUUAGUAGCUGUAUGUAUUUAGCUGAAAACCUCUGGUUAACUUUGCACUUACGUGCGCUUCUGGCAUAGUCCUAUUAAAUCCAUAUGAAGCCAGAUAUGAUUGGGUGCAGAUGUGGUAUGCCUCAUGAUAUGGUACAGGGCCAAAGACUUGAGAUGUGGUGUUUUCCAUGGCGACUCACAUUAUGAAUGGAUUUACUAGAAGAACAUUGCUGCUCCUUAUUUAUUGUAGUGUGCUGCAUGGAACAUAUUUAUUUGAAAGCAUUAAAAUAAACGAUCCUGGAGCAUGUGCAUAAUGAGAGGACUGUACUCUCUCUGCUGCCGUCGAGGUUACAUUAAGUUCUAAAUAACAAUUAUAGUAUGCCAGUUCCACUGAGAACAUGAAGUCUUUAGAGGUUUGCUGCAGUGAACAGAAUGCCCAUUAUUUCUAGGUACUUUAACAAUAUUUCAAAUAUAGUUGACCAUUGAUACUUGUCAUUCAAGCUAACAUAGUCCAACAAAAGUCUGUGGUUUCUAAAUAUUAUACCAGCAUUGCCAAUAAAAUGUUCCAAACCAGGUCUGUAC
Messenger RNA from Octodon degus (degu), 2649 nucleotides. It is a transcript of the gene Dync1i1, whose product is annotated as dynein cytoplasmic 1 intermediate chain 1. The transcript has 16 exons. Gene Ontology annotation, molecular function: dynein heavy chain binding; dynein light chain binding. NCBI's taxonomy places the organism in Eukaryota, Metazoa, Chordata, Mammalia, Rodentia, Octodontidae. The coding region runs from base 75 to 1820 and encodes 581 amino acids. The record is from RefSeq and is a predicted model, not a curated record. Gene Ontology annotation, cellular component: cytoplasmic dynein complex. Gene Ontology annotation, biological process: transport along microtubule.